AUGAUGCUGUCUGUUUACCUGCUGUGGACUUGUGUGCUGAGAGAGAUUAUUGUGCUGCUUUGCCUCCAUGGGAUUCUCAGUGUCUCUUUUUCCUUCGCAGAUGUUUGUGAGGCUUUAAAUGUGACAGUGUCUCCGGGACCAACAGUGCGGUACUCCGAGGGAGAUAAUGCUACCCUUUACUGCCACAUUUCUCAAAAGAGAAAGACAGACAAUUUGCUGGCUGUGCGGUGGGUCUUUGCUGUGUCACCCACCCAGGAGUAUCUGAUGAUCAAAAUGACCAAAUUUGGGUCUGUCCAGUACUAUGGGAAUUAUACUCAUCAUUUCCACAAGCAAAGACUUCGUCUUCUUAAAGAAAAACAUGGAACUAUGUACAAAUUUCUUAUUCUAAGCCUCCAGCAAACAGAUCAAGGACAUUAUAUAUGUAAAGUUCAGGAAAUUGGAAAACACAGGAAUAAGUGGACAGCCUGGUCAAAUGGUACAGCAGCUACUGAAAUAAGAGUGAUUUCAUCAAAAACUUCUGAUGAUCCCACUUACAAGAAAAAACAUGAAGCUUGGAAGUUUUUCGAAGAUCUGUAUGUGUACGCAGUGUUUGUGUGCUCAAUAGGAAUCAUCAGUGUUCUCCUUUUUACACUUGUGAUUCUCUGUCAGUCACUUCUGAACAAGAGGAGAUGCACAGUGAAGCAUUACCUGGUGAAAUGCCCCCAGAACAGCUCAGGGGAGACUGUGACCAGUGUGACGAGCAUGUCCCCUCUGCAGCCCAAGAAGGUGAAGAAAAGGAAAGAGACAGCAGAGCUGCCACCAGCCAUCCCAGAAAAAGCACCAAUACCCAAUAUUCCUAAGCCCAAGCUCUUGAAACCUCAAAGAAAAUUGAUCCUGCCAAAAAUCGCUGAGGAGAAUUUAACAUAUGCUGAACUUGAACUUAUGAAGCCGAUUCAGGAGGCCAAAGGCAUUCCCAGUACGACAGUCUACGCACAGAUACUCUUUGAGGAGAACAAGCUGUAACAGUUCAUGCCUGUAUAACUGUCCUUUGUCUGUGUUCUAUUUAAUUCUUGCUGUGCUGUUUAUUUAUAAAGAUCAUACAAAUGUC
Molecule: messenger RNA, 1087 nt
Organism: Meleagris gallopavo (turkey)
Lineage: Eukaryota; Metazoa; Chordata; Aves; Galliformes; Phasianidae
Source: RefSeq, a predicted model, not a curated record